This is a messenger RNA of Spodoptera exigua (beet armyworm), 775 nucleotides long. The record is from the annotation of a GenBank genome assembly. NCBI's taxonomy places the organism in Eukaryota, Metazoa, Arthropoda, Insecta, Lepidoptera, Noctuidae.
UGUAGGUUACCAUGGAAACAGCGACAUGUCAACAAAUUUCUUUCGAUUCACGCAAGUCGCUCAGAAAUAAUUAAAUUACGAUGAAAAGCAUUGGUCUUUACCAAUAAAUACUCAUAUAAUAGUUGUCGAAUCUUCCAGAAGUUAUCUCCAUGAUGGGUCUACUGAAUAUUUUGAAAAAGCUGCGGUCUAAUCCUGAUAAGGAAUUGCGUUUGCUGCUCUUGGGCUUAGAUAAUGCGGGAAAAACUACGCUUUUAAAACAACUGGCUUCGGAAGACGUGAAUCAUGUUACUCCCACUGCAGGAUUCAAUAUAAAGUCGGUUUUAUCAAAUGGUUUUAAAUUAAACGUCUGGGAUAUAGGUGGGCAAAGGAAAAUAAGACCUUACUGGCGGAAUUACUUCGAAAAUACUGAUAUUUUGAUUUAUGUAGUCGACUGCUCUGACCAUCAAAGAUUGGAGGAGACAGGCCAGGAGUUGGCGGAGCUGCUGGAAGAUGAGAAGUUGCGAGGAGUGCCAUUGCUGGUGUAUGCCAACAAACAGGAUUUGGCUUCAGCCCUGCCAGCCAGUGAGAUCGCCCAGCAUUUAGGACUCCACCUGAUCAGAGAUCGCACUUGGCAGAUACAGGCCUGUGUGGCUACUGAUGGCACUGGAGUCAAGGAAGGCAUGGAAUGGGUCUGCAAAAACAUCCCAGCUAAGAAAUAACAAAUCCAUUCCAACAUUACUACGAUUUACGCUUAUCAUACAAUUUAUAUUAUCUCUAAAUAACGACCAAUCAGAAA